Frankliniella occidentalis (western flower thrips) is the source of this 588-nucleotide messenger RNA. RefSeq lists its product as uncharacterized. NCBI's taxonomy places the organism in Eukaryota, Metazoa, Arthropoda, Insecta, Thysanoptera, Thripidae. The record is from RefSeq and is a predicted model, not a curated record. The coding region runs from base 1 to 588 and encodes 195 amino acids. The transcript is spliced from 5 exons.
AUGAUCAUCUACUAUCAGGCUCACCCACGCCCGCCGCCGCCGUCGACGCGCCCGGGCCAGCACGGCAGGCGGUCGCGCCGCGCAGCCCGCGCCCGCGCGCCGCGAAACGGGCCGUCGGGGCCUCCCCACCUUCGCCCCCGACCGUACACGUCCCGGAGGAGGAGGGGCUUGACGAGUACCUGGACAAUCUGCUGCGGGAGGUCGAGGACUUCCAAGACGACGACGCCUCGUCAACAUCGGGGCCACGACCGCUCGUCAUCGACGAGGACCGGCCCACCUCACCUGGACAGCACCAGCGAGCGGCGACGCUCCUAUCCGGGCCGGCGAAAGCGCCACUACGCCGCCGCCAGUGGACGUACGGUUUGCCGAGCGCGAGAUCGCCCGCCGGCGGCGCGAGGACGCUGCCCGCGGCCCACAGGACCCAAGACCAAACCUCGGAAGAAUCUGGUGCAAACCCUUCGCGCGUGUCCUAAUCAUUCAAUAGCAAAUGUCAACAGGGUUCCUAGCCCACAAGUUCUCGUCACAAGAGUAAUGAACCUGGAAGAAUUUACUGCAAGAAAGCAUGUUGCUACCAUUAUGCUUUGCUGA